ACUAGCCCACAGCUUGGAGUUGACGAAACUCCCGAAUUUUGCUCUACUACGAUAGCGGCUUCCAAAAGUCGCACCUUUUGAUGCUUCGGAUUGCUGUAAAUCUUCGUAAUUUUGUGCGGAGGCUGCUGGAUUAAUGGCGGAGGACAAUAGUGGUGGUCGGGGGAAGAGAGACUUAGCGGUUGCAUUGACGGCUUUGCCUGGUGAAGACGACGAUGGUGAAGACUACGUCAAAACCCCUCGUUCGCCCAACAAUUCAUCUACCCGCAAGGCAUGCUAUGCCGUUCUUCAGAGCUGGGUUUCAAAGAAGUUCAUGACUGGAUGUGUUGUUCUAUUUCCAGUUGCUGUUACAUUCUUCAUCACUUGGUGGUUUAUUCAGUUUGUUGAUGGUUUCUUCAGUCCUAUAUAUGAGAGACUAGGCAUUGACAUAUUUGGCCUUGGAUUCAUAACAUCGUUGAUAUUUAUUUUCUUUAUUGGUAUAUUUGCUUCAUCAUGGUUGGGAUCAACAGUAUUCUGGAUCGGAGAAUGGUUUAUCAAGCGAAUGCCCUUUGUGAAGCAUAUAUACUCAGCAUCCAAACAAAUUAGUUCAGCAAUCUCUCCAGACCAGAAUACUACUGCUUUUAAGGAGGUUGCUAUUAUCCGUCAUCCUCGAGUUGGAGAGUAUGCUCUUGGCUUUAUUACGUCAACAGUAAUUCUUCAGAGAGAUGAUGGGGACGAAGAAUUAUGUUCUGUCUAUGUUCCUACGAAUCAUUUAUACAUUGGAGACAUAUUUCUCAUUAACUCCCAAGAAAUCAUUAGGCCCAAUCUGUCGAUUCGAGAAGGCAUCGAGAUCAUUGUUUCUGUGGGAAUGACGAUGCCUCAGGUGAUUUCGCACAUGGAGAGAACCAACCAUCCGAAUUACAGGAUCCCUCCCGGUAGAAUGAUGAUAUAACCAGAUUAUAACUGAUGAUUUGAUACUCGCAGAGGCUGCUCUUCUUCUCCUUAAUGGCAGCAGUUGGUCUUACAAUAGUGCUUUUUUAGUUUCGAUAGAAUCAUCUAACCUGCUUUCGAUUUUAGUACAUAUUUAGUUCAGACAAGUUCAUACAUGCUAAUAUGCGCGCAUACACCGAGUGUACAAUUGAACUGACUGACGACUACUUGAUCCCUUUGUCCAAAUUUUGGCUUGUUGAGAGGCUUCUGUAUUUUUCAA
Messenger RNA from Andrographis paniculata, 1186 nucleotides. RefSeq names its product protein LIKE COV 2-like. Gene Ontology annotation, cellular component: Golgi apparatus. Bases 134 to 928 code for a protein of 264 amino acids. NCBI's taxonomy places the organism in Eukaryota, Viridiplantae, Streptophyta, Magnoliopsida, Lamiales, Acanthaceae. The transcript has 7 exons. The record is from RefSeq and is a predicted model, not a curated record.